This is a messenger RNA of Diprion similis, 709 nucleotides long. RefSeq lists its product as uncharacterized. The coding region runs from base 156 to 620 and encodes 154 amino acids. Lineage: Eukaryota; Metazoa; Arthropoda; Insecta; Hymenoptera; Diprionidae. The transcript has 3 exons. The record is from RefSeq and is a predicted model, not a curated record.
UGCAUAAGACAACUCGAUACCAUACAUACAAAGAAUGAAAAAAUCCCCGCGAAGUCGAUGCGUGUCUUUUGCUCAAGCUCGUUCGAUGCCGAGUAUAAAUAGGCCUGGAUAUUGAGGACGGAGCAUGAAAUAGUAUCGAGACGGCUUCGAUCGAUAUGUAUUCCUCAUCGACAAGUUCUUUCGCCGUGAUGGCGAUCUUCGCCUGCAUUGGAACUCUGCAGAUUGAGGCUUCGCCGAGCCCCAUUCGGUACGUAACACCAAAACCAGGAAUUGACUACAAGAUUCGUACAGUGACGCCAAAUCCCAGGAUUCGAUAUCUUCGAUCUUUGGAUGAGGAAGGACUUCUGGGAAAUCCCAUCGAAAAUGAGGAUUUGAUAAGUUAUCCUGGGCGGCUUCUACCGAAUGUAGAAACUUUAACCUUCGCACAACCUGCCGAUGAAUAUGUUCCGGAAGCCAAGAAUUCCGUCGAAAUUAAGGAUGAACACGCCAUCAGUAGACGAAGUCCGGAGCGAGUUGUCAUCAAUUAUAAACCACCACCUCCAAAUGGGCCACGUUACGCCCGCUCAGCGAAUGCUGAAGAAGCUGAAGAAUUUGUGAUGCCGUACGAAGACGAAGAAUAAAAACAAUAAAAUUGUUGCUAAGAUAAAUCAAAUUUUAUUUAUCACUCAACUAAUGAGUCUACUUAUAUAUAUACACAGAUGCAAACUGA